AUGUGUCGCUUUCUGGUUUACAAAGGAAGCGACGAGAUCCUCCUAUCCAAGCUCAUCCUCGAUCCCACCCACUCAAUUCUGAAGCAAUCUUUCGAUUCUAGGCUUCGCCUGGACACUCGAAGAGGCCAGAACAACGCAGAUGGCUUUGGAAUAGGUUUCUACACUGAUCUCAAGCUGGGUCCCGCACCAUGCCUCUUUACCUCCACGAUCCCCGCCUGGAAUUGCACGAACCUACAGCGGAUCGCCUCCAAGACCGCCUCACGGCUCAUCUUUGGACACGUACGAGCCACCACCGAGGGAACUCUCAGCGAAGACAACUGCCACCCUUUCGCACAUGGGAGCCUCAUGUGGAUGCACAAUGGAGGCUUGGGGGGCUGGAAGUACAUCAAACGGCGGCUGGCGGAACGCCUUGCAGACCGGUGGUACCUGGGGGUGAAGGGUGGCACAGACAGCGAGUGGGCAUUUGCCCUCUUCCUGAACACUCUUGAGCAGCUUGGCCAUAACCCUAGCUCCUGCCCAGAAACUGGGUUCGGCCCGACGGUCUUGCGGAAGGCAAUGGAGCAAACCAUUGCCCAGAUUAACGAAAUGACCGACGCAAUCCCUGAGAGCAUUAUCCAGAAUGAGGAUGUCGAUACACGGAGCCUGUUAAACUUUGCAGUCACAGAUGGCCACAGCGUCAUCUGCACGAGGUACAUCAGCAGCUCAAAGGACGAAGCAGCAAGCUUGUAUUAUUCCUCCGGAACACAGUGGGCUACAAGAACAUCUUCCCCAGAUGACAGACAGUACCAGAUGGAGCGACGAGAUAAAGGAGCCGACAUUGUUCUUGUUGCAAGUGAACCCCUGACAUUUGAGAGAGAGAAUUGGGUUAAUGUACCAACAAACUCCAUGUUGACGAUCCACCGGCAGACCGUGAUGAUGCACCCCAUCAUUGACAAGUACUAUGAGCGGGAUCCUUAUCACGUACGAUCCAGCGCCUUUGUCCAGGCCAAAGGGUUAGUUACAAACGAGAAGGCGGCAUUGAGCGGCUCCCUAAGCCCUGCAACCGAGACACGAGGGGAAUCGGAGGACAGCCGAAAGAUCGUGGGAGGCGUUGGGGGUAUGCACGCGUUACGAAGCUUAAGCCCAGACCUCGCCCGGCGGUCUCUAACACCAGCAUCCGCCCAGGACAGGCGAAUCAUCGCGGAGCCAGCCUAG
Messenger RNA from Clonostachys rhizophaga, 1194 nucleotides. The record is from the annotation of a GenBank genome assembly. Lineage: Eukaryota; Fungi; Ascomycota; Sordariomycetes; Hypocreales; Bionectriaceae.